ACAAUCAACAUCCGGGGGCCGCGGAGCCGUCUGCCUACGGGAGCCGGGACGUCGGCAGCGCCUCACUCCUUUCGGACCACGGCAGCGUGGCGGUGGGGAUCGGAAGCUCUGGCCUUCUGGGACGCGGCACUAGGAGACCCGGCCUCGGAUCAGCCUUUUCGGCGUAGAAGCGGCAGCACGGUAAGCCGACUGGUCAAACAAAUGGAUUUUACAGAAGCUUAUGUGGACACGUGCUCUACAGUUGGACUUGCUGCCAGGGAAGGCAAUGUAAAAGUCUUAAGGAAACUGCUCAGAAAUGGCCGAAGUGUCGACGUCGCUGAUAACAGGGGAUGGAUGCCGAUUCAUGAAGCAGCUUAUCACAACUCUGUAGAAUGUUUGCAGAUGUUAAUUAAUGCAGAUUCAUCUGCACACUACAUUAAGAUGAAGACUUUUGAAGGUUUCUGUGCUUUACAUCUUGCUGCAAGUCAAGGACAUUGGAAAAUCGCACAGAUUCUUUUAGAAGCCGGGGCAGAUCCUGAUGGAACUACUUUAGAAGAAACCACACCAUUGUUUUUAGCUGUUGAAAAUGGACACAUAGAUGUGUUAAGGCUGUUGCUUCAACAUGGAGCAAGUGUUAAUGGAUCCCAUUCUAUGUGUGGAUGGAACUCCUUGCACCAGGCUUCUUUUCAGGAAAAUACUGAGAUCAUAAAAUUGCUUCUUAACAAAGGAGCAAACAAGGAAUGCCAGGAUGACUUUGGCAUCACCCCUUUGUUUGUGGCUGCUCAGUAUGGCAAGAUAGAAAGCUUGAGCAUACUUAUUUCAUCAGGUGCAAAUGUCAAUUGUCAAGCCUUGGACAAAGCUACUCCCUUGUUCAUUGCUGCUCAAGAGGGACACACCAAAUGUGUGGAGCUUUUGCUCUCCAGUGGAGCGGAUCCUGAUCUUUACUGUAAUGAGGAUAAUUGGCAGUUACCUGUUCAUGCAGCUUCACAAAUGGGCCAUUCAAAAAUCUUGGACUUGUUAGUGCCACUUACUAGCCGGGUCUGUGACACUGGGCUAAACAAAGUGAGCCCUGUUUACUCAGCAGUGUUUGGGGGACAUGAAGAGUGCCUAGAAAUACUGCUCCGGAAUGGCUACAGCCCAGAUGCCCAGGCGUGCCUUAUCUUUGGAUUUAGUUCUCCCAUGUGCAUGGCUUUCCAAAAGGACUGUGAGUUCUCUGGAAUUGUAAACAUUCUUUUGAAAUAUGGAGCCCAAGUAAAUGAAAUUCAUUUGACAUACUGUCUGAAGUACGAGAAGUUUUCAGCAUUUCGUCACUUUUUGAAGAAAGGUUGCCCGUUGGCACCAUGGAACCAUAUAAGUGAAUUUGUAAAUCAUGCAGUUAAAGCACACACAAAGUAUAAGGAGUGGUUGCCACAUCUUCUGCUUGCUGGAUUUGACCCACUGAUUCUACUGUGCAAUUCUUGGAUUGACUCGGUCAGCACUGACGCCCUUAUCUUCACUUUGGAGUUUACUAAUUGGAAGAGACUUCCACCAGCUGUUGAAAACAUGCUUUCUUCUCGUGCCUCAAGAUCCUCCUGGAUUCUGCGUCAACAUAUUGCCACUAUUCCAUCCCUGACCCAUCUUUGUCGUUUGGAAAUUCGGUCCAGUCUAAAAUCAGAACAUCUCCGGUCUGACAGUUUUAUUAGUCAGUUGCCACUUCCCAGAAGCCUACAUAAUUAUUUGCUCUAUGAAGAUGUUCUGAGGAUGAAUGAGAUUCCAGAACUGGCAGCUCUUCAAGAUGGGUAAAUCAGUGAAACUACUUAACAUAGCUCGUUUCUUUCUCCGAAAAACCACCGAGGCAAAAGAGCCAUAGAGUACAAGUUUUUAUGGUUUUAUAGUUAAAAGGUGAUUUUUGUUUGUGAUGUAGGUUAAGUUUUGGGGAGCUAGGAGUUUAAUGUGUAUGUUUAUGUUUACAACUAGCCUUCCCAGUAAAAAAAGAAAAAAAUUGUAAACCUCACUUAUAUUACUUUAUUGCAGCUUCAUCACCAGUAUAUUAUAUGUUGUAAUAUUUAUUUACCUGACCACAUUCUGCUUUAUUUUGCUAAUAAACUGUGAUGCUGCUUCUAGUGCUAAA
Molecule: messenger RNA, 2089 nt
Organism: Saimiri boliviensis boliviensis (Bolivian squirrel monkey)
Lineage: Eukaryota; Metazoa; Chordata; Mammalia; Primates; Cebidae
Gene: ASB3
Product: ankyrin repeat and SOCS box containing 3
Biological process (GO): intracellular signal transduction
Cellular component (GO): cytoplasm
Molecular function (GO): protein binding
Source: RefSeq, a predicted model, not a curated record